Oncorhynchus tshawytscha (Chinook salmon) is the source of this 1951-nucleotide messenger RNA. Its product is annotated as zinc finger and SCAN domain-containing protein 12. The record is from RefSeq and is a predicted model, not a curated record. The transcript has 3 exons. Bases 522 to 1592 code for a protein of 356 amino acids. Gene Ontology annotation, biological process: regulation of transcription by RNA polymerase II. Gene Ontology annotation, molecular function: DNA-binding transcription factor activity, RNA polymerase II-specific; RNA polymerase II cis-regulatory region sequence-specific DNA binding. Lineage: Eukaryota; Metazoa; Chordata; Actinopteri; Salmoniformes; Salmonidae.
UGAUCUCUCUUCCGGAUAAUAUUUUUUUUUAACGUGUUUUGUAGGAUAUAAUCAAAGAGUUUCUAAACCCAGACGGGCAACAUCGCAAGCAGACCGGACCGGGGUUUGAGAAGUCAAUGAGAGAAGUAAAAGGUUAUUCCUUAGUUGUUAAUUUUCUCGAAAUCCAAAGGCAUAACCUAUAUUCGAGCCAAGUAGUUGAACAUGUUAUUACUCCAAACUCGUGAAAGUGACAAACUGACGCGUUUUCAUCUAGCUCCCAUUGCAAACGACAGGUUGUGGUCUAUCUUGGGUUAGUUUGACACAAUGAUGUGUUUCUGCGCAUGAGCAUAGCUAUCCAACGUCGCCUACAAGUCUUCAUACUGUACUCUCUUUGAUAUAAUAUGUAUCUCUAUAUCUAUUACUGGUACAUAACCAUUAUACCAUAGAAUAAGAAGCUCACUUGCUACAUUUUGACUACGUGAAAUGUAACGUUAUAGGCGGAACAGAAUAAUACCAACUUGUCGACUUUCAUUCCGGUCAAAAUGUCUAAACUACAGUUGCUGAACGUGUAUGUUACUGAACGACUAACAGCGGCUGUUGCAGAGAUCUCCGUGGCGGUCGACAGGACAGUAGUAGAGUUGUAUGAAGAAAUCUCCCGUUCUAAGGAGGAGAAUAACCGUCUGCGAAGGCUGUUGGAUUUGGUUUUCAACCCGGAGAUAAAGUUACACAAAGCAGAUGCCCAGCUGCUCACUCUCCCCAUAUCUGAAGAGGAGGUUCCCCCUGAGCAGCAGCACUGUGAGCAGGAGUGGAGCCCCAGUCUGAUUCAGGAGGACCCAGUGCCCACACAGAUUAAAGAGGAACAGGAGGAACUCAGGACCAGUCAGGAGGAAGAUCAGCUUCUAGGGCCCUUUCAUACCAAAGACUCCAUAUUCACUUCUCCCUGUGUGGAAAGUGACUGUGAUCAGGAGAACCCAUCUCAGCCUUCACAUCUUCACCAAACCCAAACUGUUGAGGACAGAGAGAGGGACCCUCUACUCUCCAACACAUCUAUAGAGAUCAAACUAGAACCUGAUGUAGAGGACUACAGAGUAUCAGAAGCAGCCAGUGACUCUCAGCCCCUCUCUGCACUAUCUCCAGACUGUUCAGCAGCUCAGAGUGAAAACAUGGAAAGUGAGGAUGAGGUGGAGAGUAGAGGACAACAAUCAGGGUCUAAGACACUCCAAUCAAAGAGAAAACAGAUUGAGAAUGGAGAAAGCUCUCAUACCAAUACUGGAGGCAGGGCGGCCACUAUGUUGCCCCAUUUGACAUCUUCUAGUCAAACUUAUUCGGCUCCUUAUUGUUGUAAGGUUGCCACAGGCCUGAACCAAGCUAAUACAAGAGGACGUCCAGCUGCUGACGCCAUACACCCUCCAAAGCCACCCAAAGUGGUCCGUACUGGAGUGACUGAUGAUGUCCGCACGGAUCAAAUUGAACACUGGCCAGUGAAGUGUGAGACGCGGGGUCGCUGCAAAGUCUGCCAGAAAAAUGUAACGAAUACCCUCUGUCAGAAAUGUGACGUAAGACUGUGUUUCACUUUUGAGAGGAAUUGCUACAAGUUGUACCACAUGCCUUAGUGCAAUAUGUUUACGAUGCAGAAAUAAUUACACACUGACACGAUGAACAACUUGUUCAAUAUAUAUGAUGCUUCUUUUGGAACGUGGAUUUCAGAAGUGAUGAGUCAGGCUUCAUGAUGAACGUUUAUAUUUCGAUGGUUUUAUGCCAUUGUAUUGCUAUUGUUGUAUUUAAACGCAAUGUUACACAUUGAUACACACACACUCUCUCUCCUGUCUUUAUCAGAGUUGAAUAUGUUAUGAAUUAUUAUUGAGAUUUUGUGUAUUUAUGAAGAUUUUGCCAUUUAUUUUGCAAUUCGGGACUUAACUCAGGGUAAUACUUGGUUCACAGAGAAAUAGAGCUGUAAGAUUUGAUAAACUGA